AUGCUUAGUACAGUGCAAGCGUCACUUGGUUUUACAGACUUGGCCGUACCGGAUUGUUUUGGAGACCCAGAUGUUGAGUAUUUCCGAUCCGUCUUACCAGAGCGCAUCAUGGUUUAUAUACUGCUAGUGGCAAUUCAGAAUACUCCUGUUUCUUUCUCUGUCAGCCUCGCGGAGUGA
Plasmopara halstedii is the source of this 177-nucleotide messenger RNA. RefSeq lists its product as uncharacterized. The coding region runs from base 1 to 177 and encodes 58 amino acids. The record is from RefSeq and is a predicted model, not a curated record. Lineage: Eukaryota; Oomycota; Peronosporomycetes; Peronosporales; Peronosporaceae. The transcript is spliced from 2 exons.